AUGGUCGCCUCAAGAAAGAAGUCGAUUGUCCAUAACUCGCCGCCACAGAUUACUGAUCAUGUGAAGACACUGAACAGAACGAGGCAUCCGCAUCACAUUGCAACCGAAAGGAAGAGGACCGCAAGUGUUGCCGAAGACGGAUUGGAAUAUAAUAAGCGAGUGCGAAAAAUCCAAAAGCAAUUUUUAGAGGAAAUUCAAGAGGAGAAAAGAGAGGAUUCACAUAGCAGCGAUGAUGUUCCGCCGACAUAUUUCGAUCCCGAUUGUGAUCCCGAGAAUCCGAAGAAAGUCACAUUUUCUGAGAUCUCGAGUGCUGCUUUCAACAUCAAAGAAGGUGUUCAGCGAUCGCCAUGCACUAAAUCGCUUCAACUAUCCAAUAUGUUCAACAUGAAUCUGUACUUUAAAAAGGAGUACCUCCAGGUGACGGGAUCGUUCAAAGAGCGCGGUGCUCGAUAUGCUCUUUCGAAAUUGACGGACCAACAGAGAAGGAAUGGCGUGAUUGCGGCAAGUGCUGGCAACCACGCGCUCGCUUUGAGCUACCACGGACAGCAAAUGGGAAUACCGGUGACGGUUGUCAUGCCGGUGAUCGCGCCGCUCAUGAAAAUCCAGUUGUGCCGAACUCUUGGAGCCACGGUGGUUCUGAAAGGAGAAAGCAUUCAAACGUGCAAAGAUUUCGCAUUGAAGCAUGCUUCGGAAAACAGCAUGAAGUAUAUUAAUGGUUAUGACGCGGUCGACAUUCUUGCCGGUCAAGGAACUAUUGGAUUGGAGAUUCUUGAGCAGGUUCCUGACGUCGACGCAAUUUUAGUUCCAGUCGGAGGUGGCGGAUUGAUUGCUGGAAUUGCUGUUGCUGUCAAAACUUUGAAGCCAUCAGUCCAUAUUUACGGUAUUGAAGCUGAAACCUGUCCAUCAUUCUCCGAAGCUUACAAGGUUGGAGUGCCAGUUAAAGCUGUUGCGAAGUCAUCAUUGGCGGACGGUUUGGCGGUGCCAAUGGUGGGAGGCAACUCUUUGGAAUCAGCCAAAGGGCUCAUCGACAAGGUUAUCACUGUGUGUGAGGAAUGUAUUGCUCUUAGUAUCUUGCGGCUUUUGGAAAUUGAGAAGGCUGUUGUUGAAGGCGGAGGCGCCGUUGGUCUCGCCGCAAUCAUCUCCGGCAAAUUUCCAGAGUUGAAGGGCAAAAAAGUAGUCUCGAUUCUCUCCGGUGGAAACAUUGACACAACCGUAUUAGGUAGAUCAAUUGAGCGCGGACUUGCCGUUGAUGGCCGCCUAGUCCGUCUGGAAGUCGUCGUCUCUGAUCGUCCUGGAGGCAUCGCCGAGUUAGCAACGACGAUUGCGCAACUAGGAGCAUCGAUAAAAGACAUUUUCCAUGAGAGAGCUUGGAUUUCAACAGACGUCUUCUCGGUGAAAGUCAAAGUUGUCGCCGAGACGCGCGGCAAGGAUCACGUCGAGGAAAUCGAGACAGCUCUGAAGAAAAUUUACAGCUAUGUGCAAAUGAGCUAA
Messenger RNA from Caenorhabditis bovis, 1491 nucleotides. Lineage: Eukaryota; Metazoa; Nematoda; Chromadorea; Rhabditida; Rhabditidae. The record is from the annotation of a GenBank genome assembly.